Messenger RNA from Prorocentrum cordatum, 790 nucleotides. Lineage: Eukaryota; Dinophyceae; Prorocentrales; Prorocentraceae. The record is from the annotation of a GenBank genome assembly.
UUUCUCGCCCAAUGGGCAGGAGGUGAUGUCAAUGACAGCGGAUGGCGUCGUGAACACUUGGUGCAUCUCCUCAGGGGAUUGUCGCCUCACCCUGGAGGACGAGGACAACUUUGUUUGUGCUGCCUUGUCCUGUGACUAUUCACCAUGUGGGCAAUAUCUGCUGACCUUCUCUCGCGAAUGCCUGGCAGAAGUAUGGUCAGCUGUCACUGGGGAGUGCUUGCACAUCCUCGAGGCCGAUGAAGAAGAGUUGGUUUUCUCUGUGGUGUUCUCCCCAGAUUGCCAAACGGUGCUGACCAGCCUUCUCAGCGGUUCUGCACGACUGUGGUCAGUCACCUCAGGGACGUGCCUGCACCAUGUGCAGGGUCGCGAGCGCUGGAGUCCACCUCAGCCAAGUAUCUUCGCACCUGAUGGGCAGAGUGUGGUGCUUGGUGACGAGGACGGCACAUUAGGAAUUUGGUCGGUUAACACUGGGCAGUGUCUGCUCACACUGCGCGGGCACAAUGAAGCGGUGAGAUUUGCUGUCGUCUCACCUGACGGGCUGGGGGCACUGACUACCUCGGAGCAGGGCAUCGUCAAGAUCUGGUGCCUCACCUCUGCAGCCUGCCUGCAGACAAUCGAGGACAAUGAGCACCCAGUGUGGUCCGCCACGUACGCGCCCGACGGACGGGAGCUGCUAACCGUUUCAAAAAACGGCUCUUUGAUCCUGCGCUCUGCCACUUCUGGAGACGGCAUGCACGUGUUCGAAGCUCGCGGCGCUUGUUUCUCAGCUGAGAAACAAGUAUCCCGGUGA